AUGGGAAGGCUGGCCGUCACCGCCGCGGUGGCCGCAUGGGCUAUCCCGAUCGCCGCCUUGGUUGACUCCAUCGUGCCUGACCCCUACAUGGAUGAGAUAUUCCAUGUUCCCCAGGCGCAACACUAUUGCCGUGGAGAUUUCUUAACGUGGGAUCCCAUGAUCACCACCCCUCCUGGCCUGUACUACAUUUCUCUAGCAUAUCUUGCUUCCCUGUUUCCUGGUGCAUGGGCUAUUAAGGUAGCAGAGGCAUUUGACCCCCUUUGCACCACGGCACUUCUCCGGUCAACUAAUGUUAUAAUGGCAAUGGUCUGUGGUGUUCUUGUCCAUGACCUGCUUCUGUGUAUCAAGCCAGGAAUUGGCAAGAUGAAGGCAACUGCUUAUGCUAUUCUUGUAGCGUUGUAUCCUGUUCACUGGUUCUUUACCUUUCUGUAUUAUACUGAUGUCGCAUCAUUAGCUGCAGUUCUUGCGAUGUACCUGUCCUGCUUGAAGAAACGGUUUUGGGUCAGCGCACUGUUCGGUGCUCUCUCAAUACUUUUCCGGCAGACUAAUGUAAUAUGGAUGAUAUUUUUUGCUGCCAAUGGAGCCAUUGCAUAUGUGCAAGAUCUUUCUCUCAGUGACUGCCCUUCUGAUGAGAACAGUGAACCAACAGAUAAAUCAAGAGCAGAAGUGUCUGACAGGGAUAGCAAAGUCAGUGCUUUAGGUUUGAGAAGGCGGCGAACUAAUCACUCCAUAAGUAAGAGGGGAGUUGUUUCUGGAUCUACUAAAUCACACACGAGUUUUACGGAAGAACUAUUUGACAUCGGCUUCAAAAUAUGGAAUUCAAAGUGUAAAGUUUUAAUCACUUUUGCACCGUUCGCAAUAGUUCUGGUGACAUUUGGAGCAUUUAUAAUCUGGAAUGGUGGCAUAGUACUAGGUGCCAAGGAAGCUCAUGUUGUUUCACCACAUUUUGCACAGUUAUUGUACUUUGGUCUAGUGUCAGCUACUGCCCUCCUACCGUGGCAUUUUACUCCCGGACGAGUAUCAGACUUGUUCCACUGGUGUAGAAAGAACAAAACCUUUAGUUCUCUGGCAAUGCUGAUAGCUCUUGGUUUAAGCUUUGUGGCUAUACAUUUAUUCAGUAUUGCUCACCCUUAUCUUCUGGCUGACAAUAGACAUUACACGUUCUAUAUCUGGAGGAAGGUCAUACAAGCUCACUGGAUGAUGAAAUACAUUUUGAUUCCACUUUAUGUGUACUCAUGGUUUUCAGUUAUCAACAUCUUAGUUUUUCCUGAUCUUACAGGGAAAUCGCAGCCAAGAGUUUGGGUGGUGUCCUUUGUUUUCUCAGUUGCUCUAGUUCUCGUCCCUGCUCCGUUGGUUGAAUUUAGAUACUACACAAUCCCAUUGGUCGUACUGGUCCUUAAUUCUCCAGUAAUCGGUAAUGGCAAAUUGCUUGCUUUGGGGUCUGCAUAUGCUGCUGUGGAUUUGUUCACUCUGGCGAUGUUUCUGUUCAGACCAUUCCAUUGGGGCCAUGAGCCGGGAACACAAAGGUUCAUGUGGUAG
Molecule: messenger RNA, 1539 nt
Organism: Triticum turgidum subsp. durum (durum wheat)
Lineage: Eukaryota; Viridiplantae; Streptophyta; Magnoliopsida; Poales; Poaceae
Source: the annotation of a GenBank genome assembly